CGGAGCCCGGAGCGCUGCCGAGGGAGCCCCGGUGAGCCGUGUGAGCCCGGAGCGCUGCUGGGGAUGGCGGUGGCCGGCAGGUGAACAGCGCCAGCGCCGCAGAGGAGCGGGCGCUCGGGGGGCGGGUUGGCUCACAGUGUGUGAUCUUCAAUUCAAUUCCUGUGUCAUGGAUGAAACUGCUUUGUCCCUUGGAACAAUAGAUGUUUCCUAUUUGUCCACCUCAGCAGACUGCAGCAUCAGUAGAUGUAAGCAUUCCAGUGAAGAGUGGGGAGAGUGCAACUCUCGCCCCACUCUGUUCCGAUCUGCCACUUUAAGGUGGAAGGAGGCUCUGCUGAGCAGGAAAAGGCCGUUUGUGGGACGAUGUUGCUAUGUAUGCACUCCCCAGAGCCGGGAUAACUUCUUCAAUUCUAGUAUUCCUUCUUUGGGUCUACGUAAUGUCAUAUACAUCAAUGAAACACAUACAAGGUACAGAGGGUGGCUUGCGAGACGCUUUUGUUAUGUCCUUUUUGUGCAAGAGAGGGAUGUUCAUAAGGGUAUGUUUGCCAAGAAUCUGACAGAAAAUGUGCUGAAUAGCAGCAGAGUCCAGAAGGCCAUUGUAGAUGAAGCUUCUGAAGCAAGUACUCCAGGUAGUUUUGUUCAGACGGAUCCUAAAGCUAUCAACAAAGUGAAGAAAAAAGCUAGGAAAAUUCUCCAGGAAAUGGUAGCAAAUGUGUCACCUGCUUUAAUCAGGUUGACUGGCUGGGUGUUACUGAAGUUGUUUAACAGCUUCUUCUGGAAUAUCCAGAUCCACAGAGGUCAAAUAGAAAUGGUCAAAGCAGCAACAGAGAUGAAUUUGCCUCUUAUCUUUUUGCCUGUUCACAAGUCCCACAUUGACUACCUGCUUCUUACAUUUAUUCUUUUCUGCCAUAACAUCAAAGCACCCUACAUAGCUGCAGGGAACAAUCUCAACAUCCCCAUCUUCAGCACACUGAUCCGCAAGCUGGGAGGAUUUUUCAUCCGUCGGAAGUUGGAUCAGAGCCCUGACGGUCGUAAGGAUUUCCUGUACAGAGCUUUGCUCUACGUGCACAUAGAAGAAUUGUUGAGACAGCAGCAGUUUUUAGAAAUAUUCUUGGAAGGCACAAGGUCUCGAAGUGGAAAGACAUCUGGAGCUCGAGCGGGUCUUCUGUCUGUGGUGGUGGAUGCCCUCUUCUCAAAUGCUACUCCCGAUGUCCUAAUUAUACCAGUGGGAAUCUCCUAUGAUCGCAUCAUUGAAGGUCAUUAUAACAGUGAACAGCUGGGCAAGCCUAAGAAGAAUGAAAGUCUUUGGAGUAUAGCUAGAGGAGUCUUCAGAAUGCUGCGGAAGAAUUAUGGAUGUGUCAGAGUAGAUUUUGCACAACCAUUUUCCUUAAAAGAAUAUGUAAACAGCCAAAGCCAAAAACCUGUGCCUGCUCCUCUUUCUUUGGAACAAGCUUUGUUACCAGCUAUACUUCCAUCAAGACCUAAUGAUACUGUGGAUGAAAGUGCAGAGGCCUCGCUGCCCAACUCCAGGGAUAUCACCAGUGAACCCUUUAGAAGAGAGUUGAUAUCCAACUUGGCUGAGCACAUUUUGUUCACUGCUGACAAGUCCUGUGCUGUGAUGUCUACUCACAUUGUUGCCUGUUUGUUGCUGUACAGACACAGGCAGGGAACUGAUCUUUCCAGACUGGUAGAAGAUUUCUUCUCCAUGAAGGAGGAGGUCCUAGCCCGUGACUUUGACUUGGGAUUUUCAGGGAACUCCGAUGAUGUUGUCAUGCAUGCCAUCCACUUGUUGGGGAAUUGUGUAAAUAUCACAAACACGAGCAGAAACAAUGAGUUCUUUGUCACUCCCAGCAUCACAAUACCUGCUGUCUUUGAACUCAACUUCUACAGCAAUGGACUACUUCAUGUAUUCAUUAAAGAGGCUGUUAUUGCCUGCAGUCUUCACGCAAUUCAGAGCAGGAGAUGCAGAAAUGGUACCAGUGGUGCUGCUCCCAGUUUAAUCAGUCAGGAACACCUGGUCCGAAAAGCUGCCAGCUUGUGCUACUUGCUUUCUAAUGAAUUCAGUGUGUCUUUGCCCUGCCAGGUGAUCUAUCAAGUUUGCCAUGAAUCUGUGGAAAGGCUGAUCCAGUAUGGCAUUCUGCUGGUGGCUGAGCAGGAUGAUCAGGAGGAUGUUAGCCCCAGUCUUACAGAACAGCAGUGGAAUAAAAAACUCCCUGAGCCAAUAUCUUGGAGAAGUGAUGAGGAAGAUGAAGACAGUGAUUUUGGAGAGGAGCAGAGAGAUUGCUACCUGAAGGUGAGCCAGUCUCAAGAGCACCAGCAGUACAUCACUUUCCUGCAGAGGUUACUGGGACCGUUACUGGAGGCAUACAGCUCUGCUGUGAUCUUCGUGCACAAUUUUAGUGGUCCUGUGUUAGAGUCUGAAUAUAUUCAGAAGCUACACAGGCACUUAAUAAGCAGGACGGAGAAGAAUGUUGCUGUGUAUGCUGAGAGUGCUACCUACAGUCACGUGAAAAAUGCAGUGAAAGUCUUCAAGGAAAUUGGAGUUUUCAAGCAGACUCAGCAAAAGAAAGAUGUCAUUUUGGAACUUGGCACUACGUUCCUACCUCAGCGCAACAGGCAGAAACUACUGGAAUUCGUCAUGAGCUUCAUGGUGUUAUAGACCACACACAGCACCUUUGUCCAGGGACACGAGGACAGGUUUUGAGACUGUGGCAAAGCCUGGGGACAUCUGCUAAUCCUUCAAAGUGUAAGGUGCCACUGUCUGGGUAAGGCCUUCUCUGACUUGAACUACUGGAAGACAAGUGCCUUCUUACGUGUGCAUUUAUGGGUUUCUUACAGUCCCAGUCCUGUUGUAAUACAGCGAAACUCAGAUGGCACUUUCGAUACAAGUAAUUAAACAUGUUGCAAAAAAAUAAGAUAAAUUAUUAGAAUUAGAUUUUAAAAAAAGUUUUAUCAGUGUUACAUUUUAAAUGAACUUUUAAAGACUGUACCAGAUGCACAAGUACAAUAUUGGUGUUCUGUAGCUAACCCUGAGAUCUUGAGUUUAGUGGCAACACAGUUUAUGGCUUAACCAAGUAACUUUCAUUCCAAUUCAGUUUUAUUGUUUUAAAUAAAUGGUUUAAAAAUUUUGCUUAGGUAGGCUAUAUACUUCAUGGAUAAAGCCAUAGUUUUUCUUAAGUGUUAACAUAAAUGCCAAAAUUCUAAUGAAAAUUACAGGUACAGACAUCUGAGAAUAAUGAUCAUGUAGCAGGUGAUUGUGAGAAAUGUCAGCAGGCACACCUUGCACUAUUAAAGUUGUGUAGUGCAGUGGUAAAUUGCACUAAUCACUGCUGUCAGGAAGAAUGUGAGAGUAGUGUUGUUUUUAUUAUGGCAUCUGUCAUUCAGCGAUGAGUCAGGAGACAGUUGCCUGAAUGUGAAUAUCUUGUAAAAUCUUAGAUAAUUAUUUAAUUGCAAAAAAUCCAUAAUAAGUUCAAGGGGGUGUUUUUUGUUUUGUUUUUGAUUUUUUUUAAUUAAUAGGAUGUCAGAUUUUUUUUAAGUGGAGUAAAGACUUGAUUUGGUGAAAUAAGUUUUAAUUUUGGCCCUAAAAAAUUUAGCAAUAAUUCCAUCAGUUGUUUGGAAACAAAUGUUCAUAUUGUAUUCUGAUGUUGAGCAGACCUAAAUUGGCAUGAAGUAGUACCUAUAGAAACACAAAAAUACAAACAAUGUACUUCUGACUGUGGUCUGACUUACAAAAAAAAUUAAUUCAUAGGCAAAACUGAAUGGUGAAUAAAUUCUGUCCUAUGGAACAGGACUCUGGUGUUGCAAUUUGAUCCUUUCUCAUGGAGGACUUGCACUGUAGAUUUCAUCUUCUCUUCAUGUGAGGGCAGAUUAAUUUGCAGCCUGUAGUCCUGUAUUUUAGUACAGCUGAUUUAGCUGAAGCAAUAACUUGGUGGUAUGUGAAGCUGGUUUGCUUGUGAAAUGUGUUUUCCCUCCUUUCUGCCUUCUAGAUGAGGGAAAUUAAACAUUUCCUUUGCUGCAUUACUUUGCUUGAUUCUCACAUUCUUGGCUUGUGAGCAGAAAAUCCCCCAAACUUCAUCAUGUAAUCUCUGUUGCUUAACACAAACAUGGAAAAGCAUACUUGAAUCCCAGCACUUGCACUGUUAUGCCAGCACAAAACUGAUGCACACAAUUCGAGUUUGUGGCCAAGGAGCUUGCGUUUGUACUGCACAUUUGUCAACAAGUAUUUCUGUAAUUUUUUUUAUGAAAUGCUAUUAAUAUUGGAAAGCUGCAGUUUAUAGUUUAUUAGCAUUAUACUGUUAGCACUGUGAGAUGCGUGUGUUUUGUCACUAAACCAGGUGCUCUACAACACUUAAAAAAUUUCUGAACCAAAGCUACAUUAAUAUGGAUAAACACUGACCCUUGAGUCGCUUGUGUUCUUAUGUCCUUCUGCUGUCUCAGCAGGACUGACUACAUCACACAUAAUUUGUUUUGUGAAGGCUACCAGCUGUUUAGAAAACAGGUUCAUCUCAUACUCACUGAUGUGCACUGUUCAUCCACCUGAUGAAUUCUCCAUACAAUGUUUGUUGCUGAUGGCUUCCAUUUAAUAUAAAAAAAAAAUCUAGGUGCUUCUGAAUAACGAGCUGUCAUAGUUUACGGCACUUCAACAAAACUGAAGUGUACUAACAGCAAAGAUUGUACAUAAAAAAAAAAAAAAAUUAAAAAUGAAGCAAUAUGAAGCAAACAAAACUUGAGUCAU
Ficedula albicollis (Collared flycatcher) is the source of this 4732-nucleotide messenger RNA. RefSeq names its product glycerol-3-phosphate acyltransferase, mitochondrial (gene GPAM). Gene Ontology annotation, molecular function: glycerol-3-phosphate O-acyltransferase activity. Gene Ontology annotation, cellular component: plasma membrane; mitochondrial membrane. NCBI's taxonomy places the organism in Eukaryota, Metazoa, Chordata, Aves, Passeriformes, Muscicapidae. The coding region runs from base 167 to 2656 and encodes 829 amino acids. Gene Ontology annotation, biological process: phospholipid biosynthetic process. The record is from RefSeq and is a predicted model, not a curated record. The transcript is spliced from 21 exons.